UGAUGCUAUGACUUUAGUUCUUUAGUAGUGUUUUUGUUCUUGUUCUAUGUUUAUUGUUUAUGUAUUUCAAUUGAAAAUUUUCUUAUGUAUCAUUUAAAGUGAAGGUUUCGUAAUUCUUUACCUUCUUUUUCAUUCAAAAUUGAGAACAUUUCGGAAAUCAUGGCAGAUGAGAAUUGUUGGAGAACAAAUUCUUUUAGACAAAGUAUUGUUGCUAAAAUCGAUGAGGCAAUACGUACUUCUGGAAUGACUACGGCAAGAAAUAGCCUUGAAAUGGAAAACCACGUUUUUCAGAAAGCUAAAACGAAAGAAGAGUACCUUGGAUUUGUUGCACGACUAAUUUUGCAUGUUCGAGAAAUCAAGACCAAACAGGGAGGUGGAAUGACUGGGCCGGGGCCUGGUCAAGGAGGUCCUGGAAUGCCGGAUCCAAUAAAUGCUCUUCAAAAUUUAGCAAGCCAGGGCACUCGUAAUCCUUUGAUGAAUAUGGGUCCUCAACCUGGUCAAAUGGCAGGGCAACAGCAAGCGACAGCUACGAAUCUCCUACAGACUCUUAAUAGGGGUCCUGGACAACAAAUGAUGAUGGGCAAUAUGCAAGGAAAUAUGACGGGUGGGAUGUCGAUGCAGGAUAGGCAAAAUAUUGGAAUACCUCCAAAUGGAGGACAAAUGGGAGGAAAUCAGAUGAGUAACCAGAUGGCAAAUCAGAUCAGGCUUCAGCAAAUGCAAAGCAGCGGCAUGAAUCAAAUGCCAAGCCAUCUUGGCGGUCAAUUACAAAGUCAGAUACAAAAUCAAAUGGGCAAUCAGAUGGGAAGUCAAAUGGGAAACCAGAUGCCAGGGCAGCUCUCUGGGCAGAUGCAAAUGGGAAAUACCAUGCCAAGUCAAAUUCAAAAUCAAAUGAUGGGUGGUAUGUCUCAGAUGGGGCAGCAAAAACCUCAAUCGAUGAUAAUUAACCAGAUCAAUCCUAAUUUUCCACGCCAACCUACACCGAAUCAGAUGUUCAACCAAAGUACAUCUCCGUCUGUCCAAUCACCAGCUGGUUUGGGAAGUCAGCCUCCGGUUGCAUCGCCUGUUCUGGCACCUUCUCCGGGAGCUCCAAUGAGCAUGAUGGGAGGCCCUCCAAGGUCUGUCGGUAUGGCGCCUAGCCCUGGGAGUUCUUUGAAUACACCCGGACAGCCCAAUCCGAGUCCGUUAGGGGGUGGAUCUUCGAUGAUAGACGAUCAGGCUUACAGAGAUAAGGUCAGGCAAUUGAGCAAAUAUAUCGAGCCGCUGAGGAAAAUGAUAGCAAGAAUGGGAAAUGAAGAUGGAGAAAACUUGAGCAAAAUGAAGAAACUUCUAGAGAUAUUAUCGAAUCCUCAUCAGCAGAGAACGCCUUUGGACAUUUUGAAAAAAUGUGAAAUAGUAUUGGAAAAGAUAGAUUUUCGAAGAGGAGACGGAACCGGACCCGCUUCCACACCCCAGACGCAAUCCAAGGAACCUCAUGUUUUCCACGCUUUAUUAGAUGCGAUCAACAGCAAUCUUCACAGCCCUGUCAUAAAUCAUACUUUGCAUCGCACUUUUGGACCUACUCUUGAUGCACUCUUUGGACCAGAAAUAAAGUUGGUACCACCACUGAAGAAAAUCAAAGUUGAGGAACCCACAGGUGAUAUUCCAGACGUCCUUCAAGGGGAAAUCGCUCGCCUGGACCCCAAAUUCAAGGUUUCACUGGAUCCAAAUCAACAACCGGGCUCGAAAUCUAUCCAACUGAUUUGUUGGUUAGACGACAAACAUCUCCCGUGCGUCCCGCCUAUUUCGUUGGUUGUACCGGAGGAUUAUCCAAAAAUGUCACCUACUUGUAGUGUAGCUCCGAACGAAUACAACGCUACCGAAUUUUUAUCGAAAGUUCAAAUCAACCUAUUUUCGAGAAUUAAGAAACUUCCCCAGUAUUUUUCUGUGUCGCAUGUUCUUGAUACUUGGGAAAUGAGUGUUCGGCAAGCAGCUGCUGGUUCGACUAAGCAAAUGGACACUCUGGCUGUGAUGUUGGGACUAUGAUUUGUGGAAAUAACUGCUCAACUACGAAAAGUAUGGCACAAUUUGGGUCGAUUUUGUCGAUUUUACUGGAAUUUCAAUAUCUUCGUGACAUGUUAGUCGUUACUCAUGAUAUCAACUACUGUUUCAUCUGUAUAAUAUUUCUCUGUCACUUCAUGAACGAACAUCAUUCAAGUACUUUUAUUUAAAUGUAGAAGUAUUGUUUUUUUUUUCAAAUAAGCCUAUCUACAAAAUUUUAGGUUAGCGGCCUAAAAACAUCUUUAGAUUGUGCCGUUCUUUAUUUUUAAUUUUUUUUAUCAUGUUAUGACAAUGUAGAAUGAUGAAAAUAUUUUUAAAAUGUAUUUUACCCACCAUCUGUCAUUGUUAUUUAUAUUUUUUUCUGUUAGAUAUUUUUCAAUUAUAUGAAGUUUUGAACCUUGUUCUCAGGAAUUAUUCAAAAUAUGUGCUGUACGUUUCCACUUUUCCAGGAAUACAUUUUAUUGAAUGA
Leptinotarsa decemlineata (Colorado potato beetle) is the source of this 2506-nucleotide messenger RNA. Its product is annotated as mediator complex subunit 15. Gene Ontology annotation, biological process: regulation of DNA-templated transcription. NCBI's taxonomy places the organism in Eukaryota, Metazoa, Arthropoda, Insecta, Coleoptera, Chrysomelidae. The record is from RefSeq and is a predicted model, not a curated record. Gene Ontology annotation, molecular function: transcription coregulator activity.